Aspergillus mulundensis is the source of this 1221-nucleotide messenger RNA. RefSeq lists its product as uncharacterized. NCBI's taxonomy places the organism in Eukaryota, Fungi, Ascomycota, Eurotiomycetes, Eurotiales, Aspergillaceae. The record is from RefSeq and is a predicted model, not a curated record. The transcript has 2 exons. Bases 1 to 1221 code for a protein of 406 amino acids.
AUGAGAAAUGUCCACUAUGAAUACGUGUGCGGCACCUGUUUCGCCCACAACCACGUCUCCCCCGCCUACCACUACUCCGGACGGAGGCGAUGUGUGAAUGAGGAUGCGCCCCGGCCCGAGACUGACGAGCAGCGCUGGGCGACCAUGUGGCGGACAAGGUUUCCAUCCAUCGCAGUCCCGGAUCCUUAUGUGUCUCCUCUCCCACCAAGCCUACCCCCGAUGGCUCCUGAGCCUACCGGAAGCCCACAAGCGCAUCAUGGCCCUCAACUACAAAAUGAUCAAAGUUCGGCACCGGCGGCGUUAUCGGAAGAUGACCCUGAUACCGAUAUCGUGGCUAAUGCUGUGGCUGCUAUUCACGCGGACUUGCUGGACACCAGCACCAAUCCCAAUGCCAGCGUGGAAGCUAGUGCUGGAGCUGCUUUUGACACGGCCUUACUGGAAUAUGACCCUGAUCUCGAUGCCAGUUUGGAGCCUAAUGCUGGGGCUGAUGCUGACGCGGCCUUCUUGGAAUAUAACCCUGACCCCGAUGUCAGUGUAGUCGCUGAUGCUGUGGCUGCUAACGACGCGGCCUUCCUGGAAUAUAACCCUGAACCCGAUGUCAGCGUGGACCCUGACACUGUGGCUGCUUUCGAAGCGGCCUUCCUGGAAUAUAAUCCUGAUCCCGAUGUCAGCGUGGACUCUGACACUGUGGCUGCUUUCGACUCACAGUCUCCGGAAAAUGGCCCUCAUUUCGGUGCCAGCGUGGUCGACUUGACUUCCGAUACCAGCGUGGGAGACUUGACUUCCGAUGCCAACGUGGACUUUGACACUGUGCCUGCUUCUGCCUCACAAUCUCCGGAGAAUCGCCCUGAUUUCGAUGCCAGCGUGGUAGACUCUGAUACCAAUGCCAACGUGGACUCUGACACUGUGGCUGCUAUUGACUCGAACUCAUCGGAAGAUAGCCCCCAUUUCAAUGCCAUCGUGAUACCUAUGGACCUGAGUUCCAAUACCAGUGUGGGAGACCCUGAUGGUGAAUUCGAGAUAGACGAAGGUUCACCCGCUGCUCUCAACGACGUGCCCGCAGAGGAUGUUUACGGUACCACAGAGGGGGCCGACGUGGUAGCUAGCGCUGUGGCUUAUUUUGACGAGGCAGUGGCCAGGGCUGGCGAACACGGUUAUGUCGAGAUAGACGACAGUUUCUCCGCGCUUCUCAACGACUUUCCCCAAGUGGACGUUGACUAG